This is a messenger RNA of Podarcis raffonei (Aeolian wall lizard), 3537 nucleotides long. RefSeq names its product F-box protein 47 (gene FBXO47). Bases 814 to 2253 code for a protein of 479 amino acids. Lineage: Eukaryota; Metazoa; Chordata; Lepidosauria; Squamata; Lacertidae. Gene Ontology annotation, molecular function: protein binding. The transcript has 13 exons. The record is from RefSeq and is a predicted model, not a curated record.
UCUAAAAAAAAUUUACAUUUUUUUUUAUUUCCAUGAGGUGGAAUGUUCAAAAUCAAGAAAAAGAAGAAGCUUGGAAAUGCAUGAAUUAUAAAAAGCAGCCUCUCGCUCACUCUGUUUAUUGCUCUGUGGAACCAACACAGCUGCUGUUAUUCCUCAUAACACUUCAUUAAUUCUGAAUACAAGCAUUUUAUUACUCUGACAAUUCUGACAGGCAGGCAGAUGCCAUAUUUUAACAGAGCACCCUUCGAUUUUUCCCCCUCAGAUAAACAACAUAUGCGGAGAAAACCUAAACUCCCUUAAUACCGUCAUUAAUACUCUGCAAAGUGAAAUACUAAUUCUUUUUUUAAAAAAUAGCCCAAAAUAGAUUGCUGCAAUUUUAAAUUGAGGCAGUAGGCCUAGGUGUCCCCUCCCCCGCUACUGUGGCAUGUCUAUAUGCUUUGCCUCACACAAAACUGAAGGUUUUUAUCUUUAGUCACACUGGGUGAGAGGCAGCUAAAAUAGGGUUAAAAUAGCUAAAGUAGGUUUACCUCUCUCUCUCUCUCUCUCUUUGUAUCUUAUUGUAACUGAAUUUGUCAUAUCCUCUUCUUAUUUUAUCCACCUGUGAUAAAGGGUGGGAUUUGAAUAUGAGAGAUGCCGGUUCAAAUUGCUGCUCUGUGCACAACACGGCACUAAACUGAGACUCAUUGAACAUUGGUAGAUUCCACAAGGUGACUGGAGACAGUUGCUCGGCCCUAUGGGAGAUGACCCUUGUGUUGCUGCAAGUUCUUGGCAAGGUGGUGCUGGAAUCCCUGAACAAGUUGUCUGGAGUUAAUAAUGAGCUGGAUAAAGACCAAUAAAAAGAAGUUCUAUCCAGCUAAGACUGAGCUGUUGAUGGCUAGAUUAAUGAACCGAGGAAGAAGGAUGACAUAUCCUGCAAGAACCAGCUAUACCUUGAUUCCAAACCAGAAAUAUCGACGAAGCUACCGUCGUUCCAGCAAGUUUAGCAGCACCCUGGAUGCAGAUUCUCCAUCUCUGUCAACCCUUGGGGAUUUCAAAGCACUCCCCUUAGAAAUCUUUCAGAUGGUUUUAGAAUAUCUGCCAGUGAAGGAUAUCAGCAUGCUAAGCAUGGUAUCAAAGACUGUCAGCAGCCGCCUUAUUAAUUACAUCUCAACUCCUACAGGAAACCGAAGGCUUUUGCGGCAGGACUUUCAUAAUCCUGAGCUAUCUGGCUGUAGGAAAGGAUACUCCAUGCUAGAACACUACAAAUCCUUAGGCCUGUUGUUAAAAAGGUGUACUUUAUUGCUACCUACAAAGGAGAGAUUGAAGUACAUACACAAGAUACUUUCAGAAAUUUCCUGUUUUAAAUUUAGUGGCUGCUCAGAUCCAUUUCAUUGUUUAGGACUACAGUGUUACGGAGUAUUUUUACAGACUUUAACAGCAGGUUGGGAUGAAUUAGAAUGUCAUCGGGUUUAUAACUUCCUCUGUGAGUUGAGUAAUUUACCCCGGAGAGUGCAGACAGUUGUCAGCAGCAAACCUGGAAGUGCCCGAAAAUUGGAGCUGAGGAUACGGAUCUUUUGCCGCAGUGUUCUUUUGAACCAUUGGAUUCAUCGGAGUGAUUCGGCAUUUUGGCUGACGCGUAUUUUAAAGCCAUGGCCUAUGGUAAAUCAAGCCCGGCUACUAUAUAUACUGUUUGGGCCUGCCUCUAACUUGGAUGGGCACGUGGUUUGGCAGAAAACGACUGACGGUCCAGCAGACGAAACCAGUUUGAAAGGGUUGGCAGAUGCCAUUAAACUACUGUAUGACACAGAAGCAAAAGAGUGGACGGCAGAUGAUGUCAUCAGUUUGUUGGAUGAACUUUCAGUGGUUCCCCGUGACUGGCUUCUGGAAAACAGUGCCCGGCUCCUUAUCUUGUGUGGAAACAAUAUCUGCUUCACUUUUAUGGCUAGUAAAGCUGUGAACGGUCGAGCUAUCGAACUGGCGAGGCUGGUGGUUUUCCUGGCUUUGGUAUGUGAGAAGGACCUCUACUGCAUGGAUUGGGCUGUUAAAAUGAUGCAGAAAGUCUGCAAGGUUUUCAGUACUUCGGGUGAAAGGAACAACUUCCUGCAAGGCGUGGAGAAUUCUUUUGCACACAUUAUCAUGGACGCUCUGCAGUCAGUGAUAUCCGGGGAGCACGAUGAGGAAGACAGCAGCUUUCUUAAUCUGUUUCAUCUGGUAAAUGCACAGGCAAAUUUUCAUAAGGAAAUCCUUUAUCUGGCCAUGAGCAACAGCAUGUAAAAUUCUCAGCAUUUUGGAGAAGAUACCACCAUGAGGAGCGUUUCCUCUUUCCCGUGUGGUUGCCAAUAUCUUAACCGGCCUUCAAGAUUCACACCUCAGUGGUCAUGGGAAAUUGCAUUAUAGCUGUAAAACAAAUUUUUUUUGCAGCUUCUGAAGUGUGUUGUUGAAUAUUUAUAUGCAAACUAUAUAUCUAUAUAUUGAUUAUACAUAUUUAUACUAGCUGUGUUGGAAAACCAGUUGCAUUAGCAGGAGGUGGAUAUCGGUUUGCAGAAAGGAGAAGCGAGCUAUGCUUUGGAAAAACUGGGCAGAGGAGCACAAAACAGUCACAUUAAAUACUUCAGGUAGUGCAACUGCUUCUUCUUUCAUUUUUAAGUCACUCUGAGACCGAGAGAAGUAACUUUUAGUUCUGGUUUCCCUUUGGGAUUUCAUUAAAAUGAAGGAAGCAUAAUUAAAGAGGCCCAAUCAGUUUUAUAUCCAGUCCCUAUUAUGCUAUUAACCUUUAAAACAGAGAACUCUGCUGUGGAUAAUUUAAAGUUGUUAACUGUAUGUAAUUUCACCGGAAAGAAGGUUUAAAAUAGACAUUUUCCCAGAAUUGGAGGAGUAGCAGAAGGAUCUCCACAUAGCACAGCAUGUAGAAAGUUAGCACAUUGCAAAGUGCAUUAUGUUGGCCCCAGUGAAAGACAUUUUUUGUGGACUUUGUACUAUGGUACCUAAAUGUGGACUGCAUUUAAUGGAUUGGGCUGAUUAACUUUUUGCAUACUGAAGGAACAAAGCAGAUGUUGAUCGUUGAUACUCCUUUGCUCCCAUCCAUUAUCUGUAGUAAAAUCAGUAAUGCAAAUGGAGUUAUUUUAAAGCUACCUUGGUUGAUUUAUUCAUUCAGAAAUAAGCCAUGCUGUUUUUGUGUUUAUGUACAUCACUACAGAAUGAAUGACUCCCAAAAAGGACUUGGCAAAAUGCACUCUGAAGUUGUUAUGGAUUUGUUCUGAAUUUGGUGUGGGACUAGGACAAAUUUAAAAAGUUAAGCUUCCAUGUUGGGUUAAGCGUCGUUACACCUUUAUGCUUAUGUACUGUGAUGAGAGAGACAAGAAGGUGAUAUGAGCAGCAGUUUAUCUUCCCCUCUACUGGUUUUCUAAAAAAAGCUUUUGCUGCUUCUCUAUUAUAACUGGAAAAAAAUGCCUUUUUCAGUUAAAGAAAACUCCAAAAGAAAUUCCAGAAUAAACUUAUGACUUUAAACUACUGUCGUUUUUUAAAAAAACCUCUAAGUGAAAUUGAAAGAAUAUAUUG